AAGGAAAAUGAAGUCAGGGGAAGCAAACAAGCUCCGCGGAAUGAUAAGUGAAGGAGGGUAUCAAUUCUAACCGAAAUCCUCUCGGGUUAUCAUAGAAAUUGGCGAAACUUUCUUAUUGUUAACCUAUCCAAGCUAUUCGCCGAUUUCAAAACUAGCAGAAACAUGUCUCACUGUGAUCUGAAGUGAAAUGAUAGUUAAGGCGCCUAGUUGACCAUAAACUAGAAAUCAAACUUCUGUUUUCUCCUUUCCUGUUAGUAAUUGUAACGCUGUUACUUUUGCUGGUUUGCUUUAUCUAAUUAACAAGUGUAGAUUAAAAGUACAUUGCUUUUAAAGUUUAUCGGCAUAUGUUUAAACUGAAGUAUUAAAAACCGUCUUCUUGAAUGACAGUUUUCAUAUCAACCUAAUAAAAUUAUGUUGUGGAACAUCGUGUUGCUGUUCUUGCUCUGCAAAUUGUUGCAGUUAUCUCAUUAUGUUAAGAUUAUUGAUUUGCGUAAUGUAAUAUUGGAUAUUACAGAAAUUUAUGGAAAUUAAGGACAUUAUCCGUCCUUUUGGGAUCCUAUCAAUUAUACAAAAAGAAUGUUUUGCAAACAGCAUUACAGACAAGGAUUUAUACUUUGUUCAUAAUUAUAUAGUAUAAGAUUUAGUUAAUUUCCCUAAUUUUUAUUAAACUAUGUCGAUUCCUAUAUUCUUCUCUAAGCUAGGAGCACUGCAUUAAAAUUCAUGAAAUGCCAUCGAAGAAACAGUAUAAUUUAGUCAAUGAUGAUGCAUAUGAUAGUCGAAUACCGUUAUAUAACGAAGAAGCCUUUCAGCAUGGCAUCACAUUCCAUGCGAAAUAUAUUGGUUCCCUUGAAGUUCCAAGGCCAAGUAGUAGGGUUGAAAUAGUUGCUGCUAUGCGACGCAUUAGGUAUGAAUUCAAAGCCAAGUCUAUAAAAAAGAAAAAAGUCAGUAUUUCUGUAUCUGUAGAUGGUGUGAAAGUUAUUCUUCGCAGUAAGAGAAGAACUAAUCAAUGGCCUUGGGAUGAAAAUAAGUUUAUCAUUUUGCAUCAUCCUAUAUACAGGAUAUUUUAUGUGUCACAUGAUUCACAGGAUCUGAAAAUAUUUAGCUAUAUAGCUCGUGAUGGAGGAAGUAAUUCAUUCAAAUGUAAUGUUUUCAAGUCUAAGAAAAAGAGCCAAGCUAUGCGCAUUGUACGGACAGUUGGUCAGGCUUUUGAAGUUUGUCACAAGCUCAGUUUGGCCUUAGCUUCUACAUCUGCUUGCACUAAUGAAGAAUUAGAUGAAAGUAAUCUACAUGACCACAAUAAUAAAGUUAAAAGUCAAGGAGAUGGUGCUUCUGAACCUAACAGCUGUGAUACUCAGGAAGAAACAAAUGCUGCUAAAGUCUCAGAAUCUGUAACAAAUCAAUGCCUUCCACCUCUUAAUGAAAAUGACUUCAGUAAAAAAGACAUUGAACCAUAUAAAUCAUCUGUUCACACUUCUGGCCCUAAAAUUUCUGAAUCUUUAAGUGUUUACCAUCAUAUUCAGAUGUUAAAAGAACAGCUGGAGCAGCAAAAUCAGCAGAUGCAGUCAGUGGUCGGCCAAGUACAACUUCUAAAAGAUCAAUUGUCCGCUGAAAAAACUGCUCGUCUUGAAGCACAGGCUCAAAAUCAUCAUUUACUUGCACAUAAUCGAGAGUUAUUGGAACAUAUCAAGAAAUUGGUGGAUCAUAUUCAUACUAUUGAGGAAAAGUUUCAUAAGGCAGAAAAACUUGAUGGAACUUGUUUUCCUGAAUCAUUCCUUCCAUCUCAUCCUUUAGUCUCUGAUCUGGAUAAUACAUUUGUUCAAAAUUCAAAGUGUCUGUCUGGAGGUGAAAAGAAUUCUACUGCUACUGGUGGGAUAUCAGUUUUAGAUGACUGUAAUCCUUCCAACUUCCUUCAGAAGAACAUUUCCACUUCUUUUGGAAGACAAUUGUCCGUCCCUGGCACAACUUGCCACAGCUCAUCCAGCAGUCCAAAAUUAAGUGUGUCUUUUAAUUAUUCUGGUGUCUCACUUCCUGGAAGUCCAUCACAACAGAGCUUUUCCCCCAAUUUAGAAGCAAUUUUCAAACCCGAUAGUUUUGUGUGUAGUAGUCCAAAACAGACGAGGAAGACGAAAAUCAUAAGUCAGCCAUCCAGUGAAGCUCAUGCUUCUUCACCAAUACAGAGUAAUUCCUUGCCUCGAUCACCCUCAUUUUCUCAGUCUUCCAUGAGUACAGGCUAUAACAAGUCCAGAAAUCAAGAAGCAUUUGACUUUGACCCAGUUACUUUCACAUCAUCAUCACUUUUUAACCAUAAUUAUAAAUCCUCAGCUGCUGAUCAAGAAGAAGUAAAAUUUAAAUCGGCAUUGGGAGUUCUACCUCAGCAAAAAGAGGCUCCUUCACCUGAUCCUGUAUUAUCAGAUAAGGAUAGUUUUAUAGCUCAGGUAACUAGAGACAUUGCAAAAAUGAGUACUGGCACAAGAUUUGGAGAUAAUACAUCUGGGAGCAAAUCUUACGCAGACUCUCAUUUUUCAUCAUUGUUCAAAAGUUGAUUGUUCUUAUUCUGAACCCUUCUUUUAUCUGAUGACUUCUCUGCCGAAGUGUAAUUAUUUCUCUGUAAUGUAGUUUUUAACUGAUACACAACAAAUAAUUUUGAGAUCAUUACCAUUUGUAUUGUAAUAGAACUGUAUUAUGUGUUACAUCAAUUGCCAAUUUUCAGUAGGUGAGUCUGUGCCGUAUACAUUUUAUUCAAUUUUAUUUCAUAGAUGUUACAAACAAUUUACUGCAAACAAGAGAGUUGUUUGUAAUAACUUAGUUAUUUGUUACUUUCCUUUUACAAAUACCAUUUCUAAGUAAUUUUUAUUUAAAUUUGUUUUAACUUGGAUUUGAAUUAAGGAUUUCUUCUAUGGUUAAGGAUAUUAGUCAAACUAAUUCAUUUCCCUUAAGUAUUUUUAUAUUUAAAAUUUUUCAUUACAUUUAUAUACAUAUAUAUAUAUAAUAGUAGAAAUAAAACUUGGAACAAAAGAGACCUAUGUGGUCAAGAAUUUUGCACAUUGAGCUGCAAGAUUUAAAAAUAAUUAUAAAGAAGAGAAAAGUUCAAAAGUGAUUGCUUAAAAGUACAUUUGAUACUUUAGUUCCAAAUACUUUAGUUCCAAAUUCCAUUUGAUACUUUAGUUUACACCUUGUAAAAACAACAACAAUUAAAAUUGUGUAAAUUUUGACUAAUAGCAUUUUAGCUAUUUAUUUUAAUUUGUACAAUUGCCUAACUAGUCUUUCUUGUGUAUUUUUUUCAUGCUUAUAGUAAGUUUUGCAUUUACAAUUUUAAAUUUCUUGCGCGUCGAGAAAAGAAGCUAAAACCAUUGAGACUUACUACAUUUAGAUAAAUUAAUUUAAUUUUUCUUUUAAUAAAUUCGUUUUCAGUCUCAAUUGUUUUCGUUUUGACGAAACUCGUUAAGGUAUUAGCUGGAUUCGAGAUUUAAUUCGCUUUCCCUUGAUAAGUCCAGAUUAAACCUCGAGUUGGGCUAAUUUACCAGUUAUUGCAAUUUUUUGUACAUAGUUUCUGUGUAUUUGAAAUGAUUUUUAAUUUAAUUUUUUGCUUGCAUCAUUUUAAAAUUUAAAUUUUGAUAUUAAAUUUAUUAGUUUUCUCUCAUCCCUUUUUGAUUUUGAAGUUACCUCAUUUUGUAAUUAUUGCGUUAAGUUUUUAUGCCAUUACUUUUACCUCUUCAGUAUUGCAUUGUUGUUUUUACAAGGUGUAACUAUUUUACUUUGGAACUGCAGUAUCAAAUGUACUUUUAAGCAAUCACUUUUGAACUUUCCUUUUCUUUAUAAUUAUAUAUAUACACAUGUGUAUGUCUACAAUCAGCAUACACUAGAUAAAUAGUAUUUAUAGAAUUCUGUAUACCAUUUUUGUCUCAGACAAGAUUUUACAUCAGAAUUUUUUUUUUACAGAUUAAAAUCUUAAUAAUUGCACAAUAAUUCCUUUCACUUUUCCUUAUAUACAAAUAUAGAUAUUAAUCCCUAUUGUAAUUUAUGCAAUGUUAUAUUGCAUGCUGUAUUCACAAAUUGUUAUUAGUUUCUUUGUUAUAUGAUUUAAAUGCAUCAGAAAUGAAUUAAAAUGUGUGCCAAACCAAAACUAGGUGAUCCCAAGAUCAGCUAAUAUUGUAUGUAUUAUUGUUUAAAUAUUUCAUGCAUUUUAGGUAUGAAUUUGAAAUAUUAUGUAACAAACAUAAGCUAUUUUCAUACAAAGUUAAGAGUAAUGUUAAAGAAAAUAGUUAUAUAUUUGCUGCGAGAACAAUGUAUCUUGUCCACAAAAUACAAAUUUUCAUUUGAGAGACUCACUCUCUUCCACAAUUUUCUCUCAAAAGUGGUAACUUUUAUUGAAAAGAUUAUCUUAGUCUUUUGAAAGGGUUUGAAUUGGUAUAUAUACACCAUGUCUGCAGUGGUUAAGUCCUUACUUGCCUUUUAUUUUUACAACUGUUUGUAAUAGACACAUACUUCCAAUUACUAAAAUUUGAUAAUGAAGCAAAGAUUCAUAUUUUUUACUUAAAAUUAUAAAAUGUGAAAUUUAACUUUCUACAAGUUUCUUCGAUCCCUGUAGAAAAAUUUUUCACUCAUUAAAAAAAAAAAAAAAAAAAAAAAAAAAGAGAGACCAAGAUAUUGGAUUAAAAAAAAAAAAAAAAAAAAAUUGAAAAUCACAUUCAGGGGCCAUAUACAAAUUGAAGGACAAAAUGUUUAUAUUUGUAUGUAUCUAAAAAUAAAAUAUCUGUUAGAAAAAGGUUUCUGAUGUCAAGGGAUUAUGUGACAAGCAUUUCUAUGCAUAUUAUUAUAAACCAAUUCUCAACCAGUGGAACACGUACCACUGUGGUUACUCAACAGAAAAAUUGGUGGUAUGCAAAGAAACAAAGUAUUUUUAACUAUUAAAUUAAAAAAUUAAAUACCCAACAUCCUAUUUAAGUUUUCUGUCUCAUACUUGUAAACUUAUCCAAUCUGAGCUUUGCUCAAGGUCAAUAGCUGCUCAUAGACUUUAGCAAAAUAAUCCAUUUUUAUUUUCACAGAUAUUCUUUUAGACAUAGACGUAACAAAAUCUGUCAUAAAAGAUGUGUUUAAAAGAAGUAUUAGAAAUGGAUGUUGUAUUUAGUAGGAAAUAAAAAUAAGUUCCUAUAAAAAGAUAAUAGUAUCUCAUUAAUUCUUUUAGAGUUGAUCGAUUUGUUAACAUGUCUACACUUUAUGUCACCAUCAUUUCUGGGCUCUUGUUGCUCUAUUUUCAGUUAGAAUUAUUUUUUUAUGUCGAUUUGCUGUUUCUAAGAGCAGGUAUUUUAUGUUCUUGUUGCUAGAGAUUUGAGAAUAUCAUGGUUUGCUUUUGAAGAACUUGUAAUAUAUUGUACAUUUAAAUAUUUGUGAAAAAAAUAAUGAAACAAACCUAGAUUCUCAAAAUGAAAAAAUGGCUAGGAUUGGCUAAGCGGAAGGGUGAUAAUUCACAGGUGAUGGAUCCAGGACAAUCUACUAGCACUGAGAAUAUUGAAAAGAAAAGAAAAAAUUUUUAUAGAAAAUAUAAUGAAAGUUAUUUAUCAUUUGGGUUUACUUGGAAUGGAGAUGAAAUUGACCCUCAACCUCAAUGUGUUGUUUGCAGUGAACUAUUUUGGACUCAAAGUAUAAACCAUCGUUUCUUAAAAGACUUAUAAGCAUGCCAGUAAAUCUGAAGAAUAAAAGAGGAAAUUAUCGAAGUUCAAAAAUAGUAAACAAGCUAUGAAAGGUUUUUGUUACUUCAGGUGAAAAAGCUUUGUAAGCUAGUGAUCUAGUAAGCCUAAGAAUUGCCAAGACUAGGCAGGCUCACACUAUUGGGGGGGGGUGGAACUUAUAUUACCAGCAAGUAAACAUAUUGUUUUAAUAUUAUUCAAUGGAAAGGGGGCUAAUGAACUUAAAUAAUAUUUCAUUACCAAAUGUUACAGUCAAGUCGAUGAAUUCAUGAAAUGGCGAAAUCCAUAAAAGAGACACUUACUCAAAAAAUAAAACUCAGUAAGUAUUACACAUUGCAAUUGGACGAAAGUACUGAUAUAACAAACUUUGUUCAAUUAUUAGCUGACAUAUGGUUCAAAGAUAAACAAAUUGUUGGAGAGUAUUUAUUCUGUGAAUCUGUUCGUGAUAGAGCAACUGCAAUUGAUGUUUUUAAAGUAAUUUGCAAUUUUAUAUCUAAGAUAGAUAUUGCUUGGAAUAAAUGCAUUGUCAUAUGCAGUGACAGAGGUCAGGUUUUAAAAGAAAAACAUUAUGGUGUUAUUUCUCAAAUAAAGAUAAUUGCACAUGGAACUAAAUUUACUCAUUGGUCCAUUCUGUGUGAAAUUUUAGUAGUCAAAACAAUCCCAGAAAACCUGAAAAUCAUUUUGAAUCAAACUGUGAAAAUUGUUAAUUUUAUUAAAAGCCAAGCUUUAAAUUUAAGAAUAUUUAUGAUUUUAUGCCAAGAGAUGCACAGUGAACAUGGAAGGUGUUUGUUAUGUUCUGAAGUGAAGUGGUUAUGUAGAGGCAAAGUUUUAAAUCGCCUUAUUGACUUUCGAUCAUAAAUUCAAAUUUUCUUCUGUGUUUCGAAAUUUAAAUUGCAAAAAUGUUUAUUCAGUAAAUAAUGAUUGGCGUGUUUACCAUAUUUAGUUGAUAUUUUUGGAACAUUAAGUGAAUUAAAUUUAGGAUUACAAGGAUAAAGUGUUAAUUUGUUUGCCAUUAGAGGUAAAAUUAAUGCAAUGAUAAUAAAACUCAAACUAAUAAUCAGAGAAUUGGAUUUUAAUAUUUUAAGCCUUUUGCCACUUUAUUUUGUUUACUAUCCGAAAAUAAUUUGAAAAUAGAAAAAUUAGCAUCUGACAUUAAAAACCAUUGCUUUAAAUUGAAAAAUCAUACCUGAUGCCGUGACAGUAGCAUGCGACAACUGAGACAUGCAUUUUCUUCAACAUUAUUGCUUUCACAUUAUUGUCUCAGGACAUCUCGAGCUAUUGAAAUGACUGGGAUUUGUAAAUGCGCAAGGCUCUCUCCUGAAUUUGCACGAGAAAUUUCUUUCUCAGUUAAGAAGUAUUCUAUCAUAUGUCAGGAAAGAUAUGCACUUCCACACGCCGCUGCACACAGCAUGUGGCUUUCCCAGCCUAGGAGCCUGUUGAACGUGUCUCGCACCUGAGCCUUCAACAUGUAUUUUCUCAAGGGUUAUGAAAAAGAAAAUUGGAUUAUAAAUUCAUUUUGUUCAAAUAUACCUGGAAUUUUAUCUCAUAAAGAAAAAGGAUUAGGAUUAUUCAGUUAUGGCAAAGCACACGAGGGCUAUCUGCCUAAACGGAGGGAUGCCUUCAUGGAGCACUUUAUAAGGGAAACUGGCUUGGAUACACGUUACACUUGGGGAAAACCACAAAAACGCCCAUGCAGCCAGCUCGUUCGCGGAAUUUGAACCUCAGACCGAAAUACCAGUGUUCAGCAUCUUUGCCGCUCGACCGCUGAUGGGCUCCAAUUGAAAAGAACAAUUGAUAGAAAUUUCCUGUAAUCACAUUCUAGUUGAAGAUUUCAAAAAUAACAUACUUGUUAACUUUUAGCUGAACUGAAGAAAAGAAUUUAAAGGCAUUUCAAAUAACGCUAUUUGCGUGAACAAGGAUUUCCUUCCGUCUUAUAUUUAAAAAUAAAUACAGAACAAAAUUAAAAGUGGAUCCUAAUUUGCAUUAAAACUAAGUGAGGCCCAAUUCUAUCACUAAUCACAAAACCGUAUCAUUGAAUGGCAUUUAAGGAGGGGGACUCGACUGUGAUUAAUUUUCAUUUAUUUACUAACCCACUCCUCAAUGAAAAUUUAAUAUAAUGUUGAAAAUCGAAAUUAAAUACCUUAAUCAAUUUGUGUCAUACAAUAAUCAAACUUUUUCCUUUUAUUUUUUAUAAUAAGUAUAAAAUUUUCUUUAAUAUAGGCAUACAAACUGGAGGAAUGUAUAAAAAUGUUGAUUUUGUAAUAUUUACAAAAUUAAUGUCUUAAAAUUUAAAAAUGCCAGAACAUGAAUCAAUUUUUGUGCCAUCUAGAACAUUUUAUAACUUAACCCUUUUGGUUCUAAUGGGCACAUGUGUCCCAGAAAUUAAAUUUCAUGCCCUAUUGGGUUAAUAAAACCCACUUUGAAAUGUUUUUAUACAUUUGCAGUGUUUUUAAGGAAUUAGGGAAAAUAUACAACUAAAGAAACCUGGCAAUACUUUAGAUUGCAGAUGGCGCACUUAUGUUUUUGAUCAUGCUGAUUACUGAAGUUUCGAUUUGCUUAUUUUUUAUUUUUUUUUAUUAUUUAUUUAUUUUAUUUUAUUUUAUUUUUACAGUAAGUACAGUUAUAUUAUUUAAGGCAUACUUAGUGUGAAAUCAUUCUUAUUUUUCUUAUUAAGUAGUAAUUUAACAUUUCUAAUGUCAGAUUUAAGAAAUUUGGAAUAAAUUCUUUUUGUGGGAUAUAUUGUCCCACUCGUAUUUAACAGUGAGUUACUAUGUCCCAUCAGUGAUCAAAUUACUACAUGCUGAUAUAUUAGGUGUGUGUUUAUGAAAGAUAUAUGAAAAUUUUUCUUGUAUAUGAAGUAAUGCAUGUGACAGAUUUUAUGUUUUGUAAUAUUCACAUUAUAUAUUACCAUAAAUUUUAGAUUUGUUGUCUGAGAAAAAGGAUUGAUAAGAUAAUUAUUUCUGAGAAAGGAAUGAUAUCCUAGACAAUUGGGACAAAUAGUCCCAGUUGACAAUACGAUUGGGACAUAUUGUCCCAGGAGAUUUCCAGGAAACGAGAAAAGUUAAAACUUAGACUCGUACUACACUUCUUUUAGUAUGUCAACAUUAAAUUAAACUACUUUUCAUAGUUAAAAUUUAAUCAUGUAAAAUUCGGGUUGAAAGGGUUAAAGUUAAGAACUAAUGUCUGUGAAAAUAAAAGCUGGAAAGGACUUUUGUGUGAAGUGUAUAUACAUUCAUAUGUACAAGAUAAAUAAAAAGGUUCUUGUGAAAUUCCUAAAAUAAAUUCUUUUUUAGUCAAAAGUAUUUGAGCUAUUAACUGCUUAUGAAUUGAUUAUUUACAGUAAUGAUUGCUGAAUUAUGGUUCAAAAUUUAUCUGGUAACAAUUUCAGAAAAAUGGCCCUUAAGAUUAAUUCAAUUGUUUUUCUCCCUAAGAAAAAGUUUGGCUGAAUCAAUGUUAUGUUCAUCCUAUAUUUUCGGGUUUAUGCAUUUGCUUCUAAAUUAUUAGCAACUUUUAUUCUACUUUAUUUUUUACAGUUAAUUAAAUUUACUGUUUUAAAUGUGUAUUGCAAUAUUUGUUUACGGGGUUAAUUACGAGAAAUUCAAAAGCUAUUCUUAAUAUUUUUAUACACACAUAUGUAUAUAUGAACCAUGUUGCCAUAACAGUCAGUAAUAUUUAAUAACAUUAACACGUAACUGUUUAACUGCCAACGUGCUUCAGUUGUUUUACUUAAAAUGAAGUUUAGAUUGUAUGUAAAUUCCUACACAGUAUUAUAUUAUUAUUGUAAAUUCUGUGAUCUUUGUGUAUUAGGAAUAUGUGUAGUGUAUGUAUCUUUAUUACAAGAGUAAAUAUAUGGUGCUGUGUAUAAUCUCAAUUAUUAAAAAUGUUGUUGUUUGAAUCUCAUUUAUGGCUAAUGUUAUCUCUUUUAUUCUAUAUUUUAUACAUUUUUAAGUGACAUUUUAAAAAUUCAUUUGAACUGAUUUAUUAACAAAAAUAGAUAGGAUUGUGGUCAUAGUUUGUUUGUGCCUUGCAGCAGAUUUUUGUAUUGCAAAACACUGCAACAAUUGCAUGUUUGAUUUUGUAUCAGGAUAGAUACUUUUUUUACUUAAUUGAAGAAACAUGCUGAGAAAUAAAAACUGAAAUCAAUUAAUCUUUUAACAAUUUUGAAAAUAGAUUAAUUCAUAUUUAAUAAUCCUUCAUUAUUUUCAUAUUUUUAGCCCAAAAAAAUAUUUUUCCUCCUGAAGAAAUUGAAAGUUGUUUUAAGAUGUAUUGAAUUUGUUUUUCUGAGAAUGGAAAGAAAUAUGCAUGACUUAAUCUUAGAGUUUACAUCUAUUAUGUUAUAUUCAUUGUAAUAACAAUAGUGUAUUUCUAAGUUUUUUUUUUAAAGGUUGCUUAAUUCUUAAACUGAUUUUAAGAGAAGAAAAUCAUUUGACUGUAAACAAUAAUGUGAAAGAAGUGUUACUUUUCUGUUAACUGGGCAUUACUAAGAACCAAACAUUAAUGUUGACUUGAAAUCUUAGGUGACAACAAUCCUAAGCUUCAUUAAAAGAAUAACUAUUUUAAAUGUGUGUAAUGUCAAAUUUGUGCAAUUCUCUCAAAUUUUUUAAGCGAAAAUAUAUUGCUGUAUACAAUAAGAAGAAUGAAACUGUUGUUCUCUCAAUGUACACAGCAGUUUUUUUUUUCUGAUUGUAUGAGUUCAGCAAUGUGCAUAUUAAACAUUAUAUAUGUGUAGGAUAGUUCCAAAGUAGUAGGAAUUUAGAUAUGAUUUUGUUAUUUCAUCAGUUUUCAUCAUUAUUAUAGUGUAGUUUUCAAUUUAAUCUCCAUGUAAUUGAAUUCAUUUAUUCCAAUGAACAGUAAAUUGUUUAAAACAGCCUCAAAGAAUGUUUUUGGUGUGGACUCUUUUCUUAUGUCAUGGUUAAACUCUCAAAUCAUAUAAGUCGUAAAGCCGUUGAAAAAAAAAGUUUUUUUUUUCAACGGAAUGCACCUCACAAAUGUUGAAUAAAAAGUUUUUACACCCUCUAUCAACAAAAAGAAAAUUAUUGCUUUUCCCAUCUUCCGUGGUUGCAAAAACAGUGCUACAAAAAUAUGCCUGUAUCGGUGAACCAACUGAAUCAGGCAAACAAAAUUGGACGGAAUAGCUGCAUAAACAUUUUAAGACUUGUGUCUAGCCAAUAGUGUUGCCUAUUAAAUCUGGGAUUGUUCAUUUCUUAGAACUCUGGAAACAUUCCACUUAUUAUCAUUGCACAGCUAUUCAUGAUAUGAUAUCAACAGGCUAACAUUUGGUGCUUUGUUGCACAUUUGACAACUGGCACCCCAUUAACAGAAAAGUACCAAAUAAAUAUUCACGCUUAAAUUAUUAUUAUUUAAUUAUAUUGUAGUUAAAAUCAUUUUGUUAAAUAAAUUAAUAUUAAGCUUAAAAAUAAAAAUGCUAAUCCUCAUAAUCUAAAUUUAGAGGAAUAAGAUUAAGAUUAAAAGAUUUUUCUGUGAUAUUUCACAUUAUGUAACAUUCUGUGAAAUGUAGAAAAUUUUCAUUCUGUGUCACAUAUUAAAAGCACUUUUAUAUUAAUAAUAAGUAUAUACAUUUUUUUGUGAUAACUCUAGUAGCUAAAAAAUAUAAGACUGUCUGACAGCUUUAAAUUAGCCAAAAUUAUUAGGGAUGUAUUUGCCUUUACUACAUAUUAUCAGACUGAAACCAUCUUAAAUCCAUUGUUAUUUACAUUUGAUUUUAUUAUUAUAAAUACAAAUUUAGAUUUGAGAUUUUGUUUGAAUUAAAAUACAAGAAAUAAUACAAAAUAUAAUACUUAUGUUUACACAAAGAUUAUCAGGUGUAUAAUUUGAAUACUCAAAAGAUAAUUAUGCUUCUUUUUUGCUUAACUUGGCAAACCAGUAAUUUUAUAAUUUAUUUCAUUAGAUUUCAUUACUUUUAGCAUUUGAAAACAUCUCUAAAGAGUGGAACUAUUACGUCCUUUGUGAAAAAAAAUUACUACAAAAUGAAUUUUCAUUAAUUUAAGUAUGUUGAAAGUUAUUUAAUUGGAGUGAAAUAUCAUAUAGAUAAUUUAAUUUAUGAAACCCUGUUCCAAGAAAUUUAUUAAUAGAAUUAGCCUUUUUUUUUCCUUGACUCGUGGGAAAUUUAUAGAAUCUUGAAUCUUGUUGUUAAUGCCUUGUUUUAGUGAAAAUAGACCUAGAAUUAAACUAUCAUUGACAUUUCCCAUUUGUCAUUGUUCAGCUGAACAUGAAUGGAUCGUUAAAUAUUACAGUGUUUCAAAACUGUAAGUUUUCAUGUUCCAGUUAAGAUGUACUGUAACUAACCAUUCUGCUUUAAAAAAUUUUUUUCAAUGUUCAGUGUUUUGUAUUUGAUUUUAAUUAUGUUGUGGCAGAUAGGAAAAAAAUGAGAAAUUUUAAUUAUCAAAUUGUAAUUGCAUCUGGAAAUAAUUCAGUUUAAAAUACAAAAUUAUCUAAAGAAGCAAUUUCCCUUAAGUAUUUAAAUUUUACUAUAAUUUUGUAUAACAUAGGCUUCCUGUAAAUGCAUAAUUCCAGAGAAAUCACUAGUAUUUAAUUAUGAAUAAAGUAGCCUUUGUGGAUAAAAAUGUAAAAUAUGGCAUGAGUUGGAGAGUUUUUAAUUUUACAUUUAGGAAAAUGUGUAAAUUAUUUCUUUUGUUAAAGGUCUAUGAAAGUGUGACAUUCAGUUUACCUUAAAAAAAUUCAAAAUUCCAUGUUAGGGAUUUUUCACUUAACGUUUACUGGUAUUUUGUGGAUUGGGCUUAGCAACAAAAGUCUUAUUAGGUCUUCUAUUCCAAAUAAAGAACAAAUUUCUGCUGAAGAAAAAUAAAUUCAACUAUUUUUUUAGCAUUCUCUCCACUGUUCAUUUGCUGCAUUUUGUCAAUAGGCAAUUAAGAAUAUAAAAUUAUUGGUUCAGAAGAUAUCCUGAAAUAAAUGAAACUUAGGGACGAGUUAAAUCUUUGUGGGAAAGUGCAUCAAAAAUAAUUUUCCUCUUACUCCUCUUCUAGUUUGUCUAAUGCGAAAAGCUUUAUGAAUUUUUUUAUACAGAUAAAUUUCCAGAAAAUUAUAUGCUUGUGUUAUAUGGUACAAAGUCUGAUAUCCAGAUUCAAUGGGACUUUGGAAGUUCUAUAUUUUGGCAUUUUCCGAAUUUUAGAUAAUCAGUUUAAAUAUAGUAGCAUGAGAUUUAUAAAAUAAAAAAUAUGAAAUAAUGAAACAUUUAUGACCUAAAAGUAAUCAAAAUUUACCCCCCAAAAAACUAUAUUUAUUUAUUUGUUUUAUUAAAUGUUUCUUUCAAUGUAAGUUACUUUUUGUAUGUGUGUUUGUGUUAAUACUGUCUCUUUUAAUUUGAUAAAUAAAUAUAAUUUCUUAUUUAGUUACUAAAUUUCAUUGUUUAAUAAUCCUGUAAUUGCCAUGUCAAGAAUUUCCACUAAAUUGCCAAUCAACAUAUUUUUUAUUAUCAGCAACAUUUUGUCACUUUCUUCACUAUUGGUAGUGAUAUUUGCUGGCUUUAGAAGGAAAAUACAGAUUUUUCUUUUGUUAGUUGAUUGGAGCAUUUUCAUUGCGGUGGAAAACUUAUGGUACAUCAUCUUAAUUUAUUACUUUUUUAUGUUUCUCACAAAUUCUAUUAAUUGGAAAAUUUUGCUUUUUGUUUGCGAUAUAUAAAAGCCUUCAGAUUCGGCCUAUUACAAUCAUACAACUUUAUCACUAGUGUUUGCUGUACACUGUUGAUGAUGUAUCACAAUACCAGUGACUAGAGUCAUGCUGUUCCACUAAAUUUUUGUCUUGUUUCUAAUGUUUGCUAAGUUAAAUCAGAGGUGUUGAGGAUGUAUUAUGAGACCAGUGACUAUAGACAUGCUUUUCCAUUAAAUUUUUUUUUUUUUUUCUCUUUCUUGUUUCUAAUGUGUGCUAAGAAAGUUAAGCCUGAAUUAUUUUAAUUAAAUUGUAUAUUAUACUUACAUCUGUUUCCCGCAUAUGUUAGUCUAUCUAAGUCCUGAAAAAUAAAUUCCCACAUAUACUUAAAGCUUAUCUGAAUAGCAAAUCACUUAUUAAUAAUUCAAACAACACUAAAUGUAAUCUUUUGACUAUGCAUGCCGUCGACAAAAUCUAUUUUUUUCCAUAUGGAAAGAAAUAUCUGUUUAAUUUCUCUUCUUCAACAUUGCAGUACAAUUGGCUGGAGUCUGUUAUCAUUGUUAAGCAUAUUUUCAGCAUAAAAGGUUAUACCAUGCUGGUUGGUAUUUAGUUAUAAAUAUUUUUUAAAUAAAUGUUUUAGAUAUUGCUCUGCAUUACUCAUUUUCGAGCUACCAUGAGUUGAUAGUUACAUGCUGAUGGUAGCAAGAACUGCAUCUUUAGGUGGGUGUUAAGCAUUAUAAGUUAUUCAGCAAGUAUAAAAUCGCAAUAAACUUUGGUAGAGUUUUUUAGCUUGAGAUGCAUGCUAAUUAAAAAGCCAGAUACAGAGGAAAUUAUUGAUCAUGCAGAUAUAUGCUAGUAAAUGAUUCUGUUUCCUCAACAUGGAGAAAUUUUAUUUAGUGCCAAAGCAAAAUAAAGAUUCCUUCUACAUGCUUUUUUAUAGAAAAAAAUGUUUGUUGUGCAUAAGUGAAGCUUUAAGUAUAUGCUAAAGUGAGACUAUGUUAUCUAAAUCUAACUCUUUGUCCCUUUUCACAAAAAUAAAAUUUUUAAAAAAAGUGAUGGUAGUCCAGGUAUUGGGCAUCUGGAUUAUGGAUUUUGUACUGUACAUUUAAAUAGAUUUUCAUUGUCUUCAGGUAUUCUGAACUGGUAUGCAAUUUUACGUGAUAUGAAAAAGUUGUGGGAUAUUGCAUUUGAUAUUUCUAUUUUGGCAUUAGGACAAGUUUACACCAUUCUAAAAAUGCACAUUUAAAAAAAUAAACUCUUUUUAAGCAUUAAUACAGUGCCAUUUUGUUUUGUGAAAAAUUAAUAUCGUUAAUUCACAGGAAAAGUUUUGCCAUAGUCUUUUUGUGUUAUUUUGCUGUUUUUAGUUGUUUUCAUGAAGUAGGUUAAUCAAAAAAAUGUAGAGUUGCAUGAAAUAUAUGUAGUUAUUUUCUUUGUAUCCAUUUUUCACAAGUGUUUAAUUCAGAAUUAUUUAAAAUUUGUGUUUGAUAAGACUAGUACUUACCUCAUACAUAUAAUCCUGCUGUGCAGUAUUUUACUGGAACAACUUUUGCAUACUUUAAUUUUGUCUGAAUGUUCCUGUGUCUUUAGAUGUAGUGAAAAUCACUGAAGAGUUAUUGUGGCCUAUUAAUUUUUUUGUUUAAUUUUAAUGAAUUUCUAAUUUUAAAAAUGAAUAGGUCCUUGAAAAAACAAAUUCUGAUUUUAUAGCAUUCCUUUGUACAAAAGAUAUGUUUAUCAAGUUUUUUUUUUUUUUUUUUUUAAGUCUUGCAAAUUGUUUUAUCUAAAAACAACAACAACAAAAAAUCAAAAAUAUUGGUUUUAACUUUGUUUUUAACAUAUAUUUGUGGUAGUGAGCUUUUCAUUGUGGUAGAAAUCUCAUUGUUCACUCAAAACAAAAUUUAUAUACAUUUUGUUUCAUAUUUUUGUUGUUUUUAUAAUAUACUCUUCUAGUUUUAGUUUGUUACAGAAUUUACCUAUAGAUUUCAAACUGUAUUUUUACUUUUAUCUCUUCAAAUUAUUUUGAGCUAUAUAAUAAAAAAUGGAAACUAUAUGUUUUUAUGUGCCAUUAUAAGUGAAUUUAUAUUUUGUCUAAAUGUAAGAAAUGAAAUUCAUGUAUUAUAUUCAUGAGUAUUCUUUGUCAUAAUUACUUUGAAUUAUAACCAUACUUUUACUGUCUGUAAUUAUAUAAUGCAAGAUUAUUUUAAUAUUUAACUACCGUGAUUGUAUAUGGGUUUUAAGAUGUAUUAAUCAUAUAACUUUAGCCUCAUCAAUAUUUAACUAUCAUAAAAAUUUUUAUAUUUUUUAUUUUCCUCAUAAGUUGAACGCGGGUUUUAAAAAAUGCACUUGCUUGAUACAGUUGAUUAGUUAAAUCAUUAUUUCAAAAUGUUUUAUUCUAAUUUUAUUGUGGUUUACUAGUUGACUAAUUUCAAUAUUUAGGUUAUUGGUUUGCUAUGUGAAAUCUUUCAAAAAUUUACUUUAAUUAAAAGAAUUUAAUAUAACUGGCUGAUCUUUUCAAAUUAAUAAAUAUCAUAUAUUUUCGUAUUUCUAUGUACAAUAAAUCUUUAUUAAUGACAAUUUUAGACUUUUAAAGAAAAAUUCUUGGUUCCUACAAAAAUCAAAAAUGUUUCUUGAUAUGUUAACACUGUUUGCAUUUAAAAAUGUUGAAAAGAUUUAAAUGUUGGAUUGUUUAUAUUAGCAUAACUAAUAUUAUAUUUAUGAUUAUUGUAUAAAAUAUUUUAAAACUAUUGAUUUGUUUUUUGUUAAUUAAUGAACUACACUAGCUAAAAAUUAAAAAUAAUUAUAUGGAGAUUAAAAUUUUCAUGUGGUUUGUUUACAUGCUGUGCCAAAAACUUUCUUCUUUGAAUAUAUAUCAGUUAUUGUUAAAAAAUGUUUUGCUAAACUGAAUAAAUGUUGACAACUUAUCA
Stegodyphus dumicola is the source of this 16234-nucleotide messenger RNA. RefSeq names its product carboxyl-terminal PDZ ligand of neuronal nitric oxide synthase protein-like. The record is from RefSeq and is a predicted model, not a curated record. Gene Ontology annotation, molecular function: nitric-oxide synthase binding. NCBI's taxonomy places the organism in Eukaryota, Metazoa, Arthropoda, Arachnida, Araneae, Eresidae.